This is a messenger RNA of Ornithodoros turicata, 2456 nucleotides long. RefSeq names its product solute carrier family 22 member 6-like. NCBI's taxonomy places the organism in Eukaryota, Metazoa, Arthropoda, Arachnida, Ixodida, Argasidae. The transcript is spliced from 10 exons. Gene Ontology annotation, molecular function: transmembrane transporter activity. Gene Ontology annotation, cellular component: membrane. Gene Ontology annotation, biological process: transmembrane transport. Bases 296 to 1987 code for a protein of 563 amino acids. The record is from RefSeq and is a predicted model, not a curated record.
UGAGAUAACCCAGACGUCAUCUCCAUGGGAGAAAUCUCGAUUCACUUGUCUGGUUGCCCUUCCUCCACACCGUACUGUCUUCUGGCGUCAGGUCAGUUGAACGAAAGUCUGAUGAAAAUCGUCCUGAUCUUCCAUAUCGCGUCAACACAUACACCCAGCCUAACUUCUGCAGAAAGAGCACCGUAACAAGAUAAUAGGAUUCUACUGUUCGGAUUAUGCCGGGUUAGCCUGACGAUCUCCAUGCCAUAAAAAAGUUGUUCAAGAAGUCGUCUCAGAGCUCUAGAAAGGAAAAGGCAUGUUAUUCGAAGAAGCGCUCAAGCAGGUCGGGGACUUUGGCCUGUUCCAGUACAUGCUCAUCGUUUACCUCUGUGUGUUCGUCGCACCGCUGCGUGUGCUUCCUCUAUUCACGCAUAUCUUUAGCCUCCUGGAGCCACCGCACUGGUGCAGAAAUCCGUACUUGGAACAUUUUAAUCUUACUCAGGAAGAGAUACAGAAUGUCAGCAUUCUACGGGCCACCGGAGGAAGCUGGAGCAAAUGCGAGAUGUACGAAUACAACUGGUCCCUCUGGGAGCCGUCGAUGCCGAUGCCUGCAUUCAACAGUUCGUCACCAGUUAUUCCGUGUCCGUACGGUUGGAAAUAUGAUCACUCUGUCAUAUAUCCAACCAUAGUAAGCGAUAUGGACUGGGUAUGCGGACAAUCAUGGAAAACGUACGUUUCCAAUUCCUUGUUCUUCGGGAGCAUGUCGGUAGGAGUAAUACUCUUUGGAGCCAUUAGCGACAAAGUAGGCCGUGCCCCUGUGAUGAUAGUGGUGUACAUAGCAGCCGGAGCGGGAGGACUGCUCACUUACUUCUCGUACAGCUUUCCUGUCUUCUUGGUCACCAGGGCGAUACAAGGGCUAGUACUCUUGUCCAUUAGUAUCAUUCCCUUUGUUCUCGCUAUCGAGUACGUGCCUGCUCAGAAGCGCAUGCUUGUGCUGACUGCCUUCCGGUUCGCCUACCCGCUGCUGGGAUGUUGCAUGCCCUGGGUUGCCUAUGCCAUAGGUGACUGGCGCCUGCUCAAUGCGAUCGUCGUCGUUCCCUGCAUCGUUGCGCCCGCUGUUUCCUGGUUUAUCCCUGAGUCCAGUCGAUGGCUGAUCUCCAAGGGCAAGACGAAAGCGACCAAGAAGAUAAUGACUCGUAUAGCAAAAAUGAAUGGGAAGCAAGUGGACCCUGAUGUGUUCGACUCAUUGGAGUUCCAAGGCAAAGACGGGAAGGUGAAAAAAUCCAGCUCAUGGGAAAUCUUCAAAAUGCCGUCACUGAGAAGGAACUUCCUCAUCACACUUUUUUUGUGGCUAAUGUCUUGUUUGACAUAUUCUGCCGGGCAACUGUACGCAGCUACGGCGACCGACUCUCCCUUUGUAAUGUCUUCAUCCACCAACGGCGUCGACAUCCUGGCGACUGCCAUCGCUCUUCCCCUGGCCGAUAAGUGGGGACGCCGCCCGAGCAUGGUGACCUCUUAUAUUGUUGCUGCCGUGUCGUACAUUGCAGUUGGAUUCCUGCCGACAGGAGAGAGAUUAGCUGCCUUCGUGGUGCUCAUGAUCGGAAGAUUUGCCCUGACGACCGCUUACAACGUCGGCUACCUGUAUGCAGCAGAGAUAUACCCAACCGCCAUCAGAUCACAGGCCCUAUCGAUACGCCAGGCAUUCGGCUCCAUGGGAAAGUUCCUGAGCUCACAGGUGGUGCAACUGGCUUUUUACAGCCAAUAUUUGCCACUCUUCAUACUGGGUGGCAUGUCAUUCCUGUCGUCCAUCAUCACAUACCCCCUGCCAGAGACCAAUAACCAGAAGCUCCCGGAGACCUUGGAGGACGGUGAGAACAUGAAGUACUGGCCCAAAAGUUUCUGUCCGUGCAUAACAAAGGACGAGAUGCACAGGAGAGGCUCAGAAGUGCGAGGACGCAGCAUGUCUACGAUGUCUGCGGCAACGGUGGACAGUGUCAGCCCACAUUGAUGCAGCUCACAGCGUUACGUCCUUCAAGCAUCAUUCUGAGGUGAUGCCCAUAAGAAGUAGGACAGAAGAGAACUGUUGCGGUGCAAUAGCAAUUUGUAGAAAUCUUAUGGGAUUUGUGAUGACACGAGCAAAGGCAUCGCUCUCCCCCAUCGCCCGCGUGGGUGUGAUGCAACUGAUGGAUCAGCAACGUCUACAGUGCUAAAGUAGGAAACUGGAUGUAAAACUGUGUACAUGGAUGUCCCUUUCCCUUUAUGAACGUUUAUGAUGAUGUCACAUGAGAGCUCUCUAUGUGAUGGCACGAUUGUGACCGAGAGGCUUAACAUCAAGUUACGCGCCAGGAUGAGGUUUAUAUGCGUUAUUUUCAUGGGUGGCGUAAAAGAGAUGGCUAACGAAUGCGUGGCAUCACAAUCACCCUCCCGUUGGCAUCUAUGAACCCAUAGAAUGAAUUUAUCUUCCAGGAGGCUCUGAA